CAUAAACAAAGUAUCACAGUAAAUUUUUUUGUUUUUCCAAAGUGUGAUCACAUUACUAUCACAUAGAUGUUUUUAUACAUACUUGUGUGUUCAACCGUAGCGCGUUUUGACCAUUCGGUAACCAUGCUACUAAAUUUAGCACAUGACGCGCGCACUAUGAAUAACAACAUCACACCUAGUGAAUGGGUGAUUAGUUUCCACGCUGGAUCGAGUAUUACACAUCCUGACUGGUGAUGACUCAGAGCUGGAAUAUAUAAACCUCGCGGUUUUGAAAGAGAGUGCCAGUUGAGGACACAAACUCGAACGCGGAGAACAUUUGAGAAUACAAGCUCGACAGCGCUGGAUAAAAAUUUGAUCAAGUUCAAAAGCUUUCAUAAUGUUGCCAAUGCUACCAGGGAUUCAAGAGUUGGUCAAAGUCAUGAGAAGCGAUCAUUCUGAGUAUAUAAACUCAGAUAUUUUAGCAUCGAGUGGGCUCCGGUAUCGCAAUGAUUUCGUUGACCCUGACAACGUGUCUAAAACUGUUAUCCCGAAUGGCGUGCAACGUAAUACACUCGCUGGUCAAGCAUAUGGUACAACUACAGACGCUGCCCUACCUGAUGUAGUGCGAGAUAGUAUCUUUCAGCCCACGGAACCCAAGCCUGAUGUUGUCGCCUCUCAAUUGCACGAGUUUCCUAAUUUCUCCAAGAAUUCAACCAGUUUCUCGGAAGCUCAGACGAUACAAACACCAAAGCCUGUCUACACUGUGUUAGCUUCCAAGAAGAAGCUUCAUUCCACGAAACCGAACACGAGAAGUCCUGGAAUAAACGAGCUUUCAAAAUCGACCAUGAAUUCAACCAGUCCCUCGGAAAUUCAUAAGACAUCGCCAAAACCUAGCUACACUGUGUUCACUUCGAAAGACAUGUUUCCUCCAGCAAGACCUAAUCCUGAGCUCAUGACCACUGGACCAAACGAGCUUUCAGAAUCGACCGUGAAAUUAACCAGUCCCUUAGUUCUAACCUCAAAUACCAUGUUCCCUUCUGCGAGAUCCAACCCUGAUCCCGUAAAUACUGGACCAAACGAGCCUUCAAGACCAGCCACAAACCAACCUGCGUGUUACUCUACGAACGUGAAAUUUCAAAUGAUACUACCAAAGCCUAUCUACACCGAACCGAUUCGAAAUACCAAGACUAAAUGUUCUUCAGCGAGUCCUCUGUUGUAUCAACUGCUAAAAAGGAACACUCCUUCAAUCGCGAGUGCUUGUGUGACCUCAAAAACCCAGCUGACAUCAUCGAACCUGGUAAUUCCAACCUCAAACAAGAAUACCAUCUGCUCUCCCAUCAAACCUACUCCUCCAAACUCUGGAUUAAACACUCUUCCAAAAUCGAACAGUAAUUACACCAAGUCCUAUCCACAAUUCCAACAAACCCCAACCCAAGUUGUCACCAUUGUCCCUUCCUCCACCAAGGGGCAGAAUUGCUGUACCAAGUCCGUUACCAAAGCAAGUACGAAGUCAAAGAACCGUCAGUCAACGAGCAAGCGAGUGGGAAGCUGUGUUUCUCAUGAGUCGAGCUGUGAUGGCAAUUUGGGCGAUGUCAAAGUGAAGCUGGCAAAAGAAGAGCUGUGGAAAUUAAUUUAUGACCAAGGAAAUGAAAUGAUUGUGGCGAAAAAUGGAAGGUACGUUGAUGUCUUUAUUUGUUUAGUGUUUAGUGUUUAGUGUUUAAUGGUUUGUGUAUAUUUAAUGCUGUAUCAAUAGCUCGUGUUUAUUCGGUUGUUUGUUAUAAUGCUUUUUUUGAGGUGAAGUUAAUCCGAUAGUUAAGCCUGGUUUCCAUAUGGUCGUAACGGUCGUAAAGAUUGAGUCACGAUCUUUCUCAUCAGCCGAAAUAUAACAUUUUAGGACUGAAAAUACGCGGAGUGAUUAUAACUAGAGAAUAUUUAUGAUUUAUAUGUGGUUUACAGGUAUAAAUUAUUAUAAACUUGCCGUUGAGAAAGAUCGUGACUCUAUUUUUAUGACGAUUACGACCAUAGGAAAACCAGGCUUAAUCAGACUGAAAAAUAGUUUUAAUUCGUUUCAUUUGAGAGAGUCAGAUUUGACUUCCACUACCGCUAAUUGGUUAAUCGAAUAUAUCAAACGCAUCUGAUUGGUUAAUCGGAUAUAUCAAACGCAUCUGAUUGGUUAAUCGGAUAUAUCAAACGCAUCUGAUUGGUUAAUCGGAUAUAUCAAACGCAUCUGAUUGGUUAAUCGGAUAUAUCAAACGCAUCUGAUUGGUUAAUCGGAUAUAUCAAACGCAUCUGAUUGGUUAAUCGAAUAUAUCAAACGCAUCUGAUUGGUUAAUUGGAUAUAUCAAACGCAGCUGCUUGGUUAAUCGGAUAUAUCAAACGCAUCUGAUUGGUUAAUAGAAUAGUAGCGGUAAACGCAUCUGAUUGGUUAAUUGGAUAUAUCAAACGCAGCUGCUUGGUUAAUCGGAUAUAUCAAACGCAUCUGAUUGGUUAAUAGUCCAUUAAUAGUAGCGGUAGUGGAAGUCGAAUCUGAACCUCGCUAUUGUAUGUAGUAGUGACGUAUUUCCUGAAAGAGUCCACAGUUCUGAAUGUGUCCACCAUCAUGCCCUGUCAAGUUUACUGAAACCCCAUUUAACUUUUUUUGUGGAAACACAACGUAAAUCAGGGCUCGAAAUAGCGGCCUACCAAUGGCCAAACGCAGGCCAUAUUUCAGAAAUGGCAGGCGAAAACAAAAUAGGCAAUUCCAGCUUUUAGUUUAUGCCUGCAGGGGAUGAUGGGAAGUAAGGUAUUAUAUUGCUGAUUAUGCUGAAAAAUUUCAAUAAAAACUACCGAAACAACCGAAAUAUUUCAAUAUUUACAAGUAUAAGCUAUCACUCCGUGUUUACACGGCCAUCAUUUUUAUUUUUUCCGCAUAAUCACCAAUGUGAUUGCCUUACUUCCCAUCGUCCCUUGCACGCAUAAACUAAAAGCUGCAAUUACCUAUUGUGUCCAGUGGUUGAGGACACAAUCGAUUUGCAGUUCGUCAUUUUUAGUUAACGAUUUGCCUUAACGCCAAUCUUACGGUCCCUUAAAUAGUUAAAUAAAAGAUAUAAAUGAUUGAUAUGCAUGAAAAAUCAACAUUUAACCUUUUUAUCAUACCUGAAUGAGACUGUUUUGGCAGUUCAAAAAUAAAAAUAGCAGACUAUAAUUUAUUUGACCUGCCAAAAAAAUAGUUGGGCAGGCCAAAUGUUUUUCCUAUUUCGAGCGCUGAUGUAAGUCAACUAAAAGUUUCAUAUUAUUUCUAGACCAAUGUUUCCAACACUCGAGCUGAGUGUAUCAGGACUUGGCGCAGACGAAAUGUACAGCAUCUCAGUGAGGUUCAUCUGUGUGGACAAAUACCGCUACUAUUUCUAUACUUCCUGUGGAAAAUGGGGUCCAACGUAUGAGGACAGACAUCAGCCUGCACAUUCAAGGUGUUUCGAACAUCCCGCGUCGCCUACGAACGGGCAUAAUUGGAGUGAGAAGCCGCUGACGUUCAGAGAACUACGGCUCACUAAUCGAGCCACGAAAGCCAAAAAUAUGGUGAGUGUUAUGUAUGGUUUCUGACUCCGUUAUUUUUAAAUAUCUAACUGACUAAUAUGAAGAGCUUAUCAUUUAUACACUGUUCUUAGUGGUCCAGUUUAUUAUAUUACAGGAAGAAAACUAAACAGACUCACUUUAUUUGUUCUGGGUUGUUAUUUAUACUGGAUAGCUCUAUCAGUUCUAAACUGUUCUUCUUAGAGGUCCAGUAAGGGUCACCUCUUAUUGAUCCAGUGUUACUACAGGAGGAAACCUAAAACUAAACUAACAUUUAUACUGGAUAGCUCUAUCACUUCUAAACUGUUCUCCCUAAAGGUCCAGUAAGAGUCAUCUCUUAUUGAUCCAGUGUUACUACAGGAGGAAACCUAAACUAAACUAAACUAACUUUAUUUAUACUGGAUAGCUCUAUCAGUUCUAAACUGUUCUUCUUAGAGGUGCAGUAAGUGUCACCUCUUAUUGAUCUAGUGUUACUACAGGAGGAAACCGAAACUAAACUAACUUUAUUUAUACUGGAUAGCUCUAUCAGUUCUAAACUGUUCUCCCUAAAGGUCCAGCCAGAGUCCAGCCAGAGUCAUCUCUUAGUGAUCCAGUGUUACUACAGGAGGAAACCUAAACUAUACUAACUAUAUUUACACUGUCAUAUAAGGUUGUUCUAACAAGUCUGACACAGUCUGAUUUAACAAGAAUGUUACGAGGUUGACGACAAUAGCUCUAUCAGUUCUAAACUGUUCUCCCUAAAGGUCCAGCCAGAGUCAUCUCUUAGUGAUCCAGUGUUACUACAGGAGGAAACCUAAACUAUACUAACUAUAUUUACACUGUCAUAUAAGGUUGUUCUAACAAGUCUGACACAGUCUGAUUUAACAAGAAUGUUACGAGGUUGACGACACAAGGCUGUAACAAUAUUGUUAUAUCAUGACUGUGUCAUGACUUGUUGGAACAACCUUGCAACAAGUCUGAUAACAUCAACUACAGUAGGUUGUUACAAGUUGUUAACAGGUUGUCCCAUACUUGUUGACAACUUGGGACAAGCAGUGCGAACACAACUUGUUGACGGCUUGUUGGCAGACUUGCUACAAGAUAUGAAAUUUUUACGUGUGUGAGUAGAUUAAAAAGAUGAACUUUUAGUAUUUUCCCUUUCGUAGGUUUAUGCACCAACAUUGAGGAAGCAUCGUGUUCAGUUAGUAGUUACCAUGCUCCGGUGUUCGCGCUGUCGUACUGAACACACACGUUAUAUCGACAUACCACUGACCGAGUUCAUCGCCGUCUCAAGCUACUACAGUGUGAAAGUGACAGAACUGAAGAUAGCCUACAAUCCUUUGGCUAAGACAAGGUGUCCUCAACGCAAAAGAAAGAAUUGCAAUCGUAAGAGGUAUGCAAAAGUUGAGUAUGUACAUAAUAUAUAAUAAGCCAAGAGCUAAAGGCAAUAGACGUUUCCCCGUAUGAGUGAAAUUUUGAUCUAGACGAGUCUAGACAAAAAUUUGAAAGAGCAUCACACAAUUAGUAAUAUUCCGAAGUUUCGUUGCAAAAUGUUGUAAAAUGCGGAUAAUAUAGCCCUGCGAAGUUUGACGUUUUUCAGUCAUUUUGCAUUACAAACGGGAAAUUGGUAAUCAGAUGAUCAAACUGAUUAUCAAUUUCCCAUUUGUAAUACAAAAUGACUGAAAAACGGCAACCUUCGCAGGGCUAUAUUAUGCUCAUUUUACAACAUUUUGCAACGAAACUUCGGAAUAUUACUAAUUUUGUGAUGCUCUUUCAACUUUUUGUCUAGACUUGUCUAGAUCAAAAUUUCACUCAUAAGGGGAAAUGUCUAUUGUUACAUUUCGUUACGUUGUUAUUCGGCUCACUCCCCAUUGGGACUUUUCAGUGACUGAUUACGUUGUCAGGUAUCACGCUUAUGCUCAUGUUUCUUACUUAGCCUAGACUAUUUAUCUUUACAACUAUUGUGAUAUUACUUUCCUAACUGUGUUUAUUCUAACCCACCCUGUCAACUUUCCCUGUGGGAGGAAACCGGAGCACCCAAAGAAAACCCACGACUUUCGGUAGAACGUUGACAGACUCUUAACACAUGAGUCACCUUCAAAGACUCUGUCUUUUUAUAGACAUAGUUAGUAAAUAGAUAGUAAUUAAUUCUCUAUAAUUUAUAACUUUUGUAUAUAUCUCUAAGUGCACGACCCCACAAGCUUAUGCUUUAAACAUCAUCGUGCUUAAAUAAAGUCAUAUUAUUAUUAUUAUAAUAUUAUUAUUAUUAGUCCCAGGGGCGUAGGAAGCAUCAAAAGAUUGGGGGCACCGGCUUCUAGGGGCACUUUAUGGUAUUGAAAAGGGCACCUAAAAAAUUUUCCCCCGAAAUGUUGGCGACGGGGGAGGGGGGGGAUUUUCCAGUCGUACCAUACCAAGAUUGCACGUUUUUGACCAAAUUUUUUUUAAAAACUUGGAAAUUUCCAAACAAAAAGGGCACCUUUGAUGUUAAUUUAGUAUUUACAGCUACAUUAGCUUGUACAAAAAGGGUACUUUUCAUCACAAAAAAGGGCACUUUUCAUCACAAAAAAAGGGCACUUUUAGUCCUUUGCAAAAAUUGGUGGGGGGGGCACGUGCCCCCCGUGCCCCCCGGUUCCUAGGCCCCUGAUUAGUCCGUAGCGAGAAUCGAACCCGCGAUCUCAGGUGAAAGGCGCUUGUUCUGAUGAGUGCGCCACCGAAGCCUUCAAGUUAUCUUGAUUAUGCGAAGAGUUUAACAUUUUAAAUGUACCUUAAAUUCGCACAUAAAGGCUACAAUUUCCACUAUACUGGAUAGCUUUUCGUAGCGGCGCGAAAAAACACCUCUCCGAUACGGAAUGUACAACUUUCAGAAACUGAGCGAAACAACAUUUCUCCCUUGCAAUAAUCCCUCUGAAAAUACUGAUUCGUUCCUAAAAGAACGGAUACAGAGGAUAGGUGUUUUUUUCACGUCGCUACCUAAAGCUAGCCGAUACAGUGUAAACGUAAAACUUAUUGUCAUCAUUAUUUAUAUUUUUGUGCAGUCCUGAGGACGUUCCGACAAGCAGAACAAAAAAGCAAAAGACUGGCGAUGGUACUGAGAACAAAAUCUCGGAAACAAAUCUUCUAGCCUCCGCUUUGUUGCCUCAGCCAAUCAAUUCGUCAGACUCGACCCACGUGACCAUGUUACACAACGAGCACCUUUCUACCGCCACAAGUACCCAGCUAUCAACUAUGCCGAACACCUUCAGUAUCCUUCAAAGUACAUCAAAUUCAAAGUUACCCACUAUACUAUCCUUUGUGACCCCAAGUGUACUUCAAAGUACCUCGAGUUCCCUAAAUAUCCUGCCAAGUACAUCAAGUUCCCAGUUACCACCCAUAUCGAGUCAAACCACUAUAAUCUCGUCCUCGUCAAGUAUCGAGCCAGCAAGACCCUUCCUACCCUUAUCUACUUCCACAUAUCUACAACCUCCUAUGAUAAAGGCUACGGGUGACCCAAAGAUGCUUUCUCAGAAUACCCUGACUGCCAAGGAACAGUGCAAUACCGUAUACACAUGUCAGAUCACAAAGCCAACUGCGCAUGUUCAGACUGACGACGACAUACUGGAAUAUAUCAAGAUCUAUCUCUCGCCGUUUCUAACUUCAGAAAAGAACGAAGUAUUUGAUUCGUCUGUUUUUGAUGAACUGUUUAAUGUCAACUAUAUCUCUGAGAAAUUGGACAAUUUUGACUUAAUACAACAUUUACCGCUGUGCUAAAGAACUAUACCGAGUAUUGAACUGUAUUAGAGUUUUCAACUUUCUUGCCAUAUGUAGAUAUUAAGAUUUUUUGGUAAUUCUUUUGAAUGUUAAAAUUCAAAAGUUA
Paramuricea clavata is the source of this 7363-nucleotide messenger RNA. The record is from the annotation of a GenBank genome assembly. NCBI's taxonomy places the organism in Eukaryota, Metazoa, Cnidaria, Anthozoa, Malacalcyonacea, Plexauridae.